Closterium sp. Naga37s-1 is the source of this 4705-nucleotide messenger RNA. The record is from the annotation of a GenBank genome assembly. NCBI's taxonomy places the organism in Eukaryota, Viridiplantae, Streptophyta, Zygnematophyceae, Desmidiales, Closteriaceae.
ACUCGGCGUAUCCUCCUUGCGAGAUGUCGAACCUGAUUGCUGCGAUAACCUUUUGGCGAAACUCCAAAAAGGAGAGGUUUUUACAGGAUUACUGCUUGAUGGCGGCCUGGUUAUCACAACUCGUUCCGCUGUGCCGUCAAAAGAGGCAGCAGCAGGCUUGCAUUUGUUGGCGUUCUCGGCUCCCGUUAUACGCAAGAACAAGAAAGGACCUCACGCUACGGCUCAACUGAUCUGCGCUCCCAAACCUCUAUCACCAGAGAGGGCAUUUGCAACAAAUGAGGCGCUCGGUGUCACAAUCGUCGCAUGCGAACACCUGUCCUGCGGAGAGGAACAUGCCUCAGUCGCGUGCAAUGUCUUGUCAUUGUCUCGAAGCCUUGGAAUCGGCUCGAAUGCUUUUCUGCUCGUCUAUUACUUCGCAGCUCUACGUCUUCCACAAGGAAGCUCAUCAAAGAUAUCUGCUGAGAGCAUUCUAUCCACUGCGCUUUCAUGGAAGCUGAAAAAGGGUCGCGUUCUGGAACUCCACAAUUCAAAAGUGGCCUCACAUUCAGUGGAAGCAAGCAAAAUCAGGAUUCAAUUUCCUAGCUCUCGCUCUUUCCUGUCAAGCAAAAACGGCAAGUCAGGUGGCCAGCGUGACUUGACAGUUCCAAGCUGUGUGGUGUUCAACAGCGAUGGUGAAGUUGCCUCCAUAGUGGACCAUGAUGCAAUGAGCAAGGCUCAAGUUCAGGCUACGCCAGUGAGUGCGGCUCUUGAGUGGAUUUCAAGUAUGUAUGACACGACCAGUACCAGCAUAAGGCUUCCUCCCAUCAGCUCUCCCAACGAGAGCAGCACCGGUGAGCAAAUCCUGGCAGAAGCAGCAGUAGAGGAGCGGCUGACAGAACCAGUACCAGGAAAUAGUUCUGACGCCUCUCCAGAAGCAGCAUCUGAAUCUGUGCCCGGUAACUUGGACACAGCCACGGAGCAAAGGGGUGAAGACUCACUGGAGCAGGGUGAUGCAUCAGCUCCUGAUGCUGUGGAUGCAAGUUCACUGACCGAUCAAGUUAACGAGACCAAUGUCACUGCAAACUCUGACAGUGGGGUGGGUGCUGCUAAUUCCACAGCUGAUAAUGAGGAAUGUCAUGCUGUGGAAGUGCCUUCUACUAACCAGAUGGCAGCGGAUGUUGUGGAGAGUGCGCAUGUUGACACCAUUGCUCCCAUGCAAUCCGCUGAGAAGCAGAAGCUAAGUCAUGAAGAGCUAAAAGCACGCAUAAUGGGUUAUGGCAACACGAGCGUUCUGAUGAUGAGACAGCAAGCUCGAGCAGACGUUUCCAGGCAUGUAGAGUUAGCUGGUAUAGUCGCUGGCGUGCAGGCAACGGCAGUUGGAGCCAAAAAUACCUCAUCCAUCAGCUCCUCUGCAGAAGGGAGAGGCUCUGAGGGUGGCUUCAUUGGGGAAGCAGGCAGUAUCUCACGUAAGCCAGCACUCUGGCGAUUUGGAUCGACUGGCCAGCAGGCAGCUGCAGCCACAAUGGCAUCAGAUGCAGCAGGCAACGAGGGAGUCCCUCAGAAGACUGCAUUGAACAACAUGCCAUCCCUGCAAAUGAUCGUGGCUGCUCCUGUAGCAGCAUUUGUGGGAUUGGGGACCAAAAUGAGUGGUGCAAUGGUGGAUCUUGGAAGUGCACUCAGGAAGCACCAAGAGCAUGGAGCUCAGGUGGCUGAAAUGAGUGAAUCGGACAAGAAGAAGCUCCAGGAACAAGAGGUGCGCAGACAAGAUGCAUACAAAAACGCUUCUGCAUCCCUCUUCAAAACGAGUCACCAUCAAGAGCGGCUAUCUACCCUAAACCUGCAAGUCCCCCUACCUGAUAUGGAGAACCCUGAGAACGUGUUACACCUGGAUCAAGCUGCUGACGUUGAGGUUGGUGAUUCGAGGGGUUUGGAGUCACAAGCGAGUGCAGGGACUGGUUGCAACGUGAUGUUUGGAGUAGGAUUUCAGCAAGGUGAUGAGAAGGAUGGAGAUGAUUUCAGCAAAGGGAAGGAGGCCACUGAGGCUAGUGGGGUUGGUUUCAGUGAAGGGAGAAGAGUAUGUGAGCUGGAUGGAGGCCAACAAGGUAUAGGCAUGGAAGGAGGCUCCUAUGCAUGUGAUCAUUCAACAGCCUUGAGCGGAAGCCUCAGUAUAGACUUGUCCAAAGAGAUGAAGGGCGAGCAUUCAUCAGAGAUUGUUGUUGGUGCGAGGUCCAGUGACGGUUCAAGCAAGUCAAGUGAGCAGUCCAUCCACAGCCACUCCAGAGACAGCACCGGCAGCAGCAGCUCAACCGACCAUGUCAAAGAGAAGUGGCCUCUUGCGACCCGAACGAGCACUCAGAGCAUCCCGAUGGGCGCACGGCGUCCACGGGUCAUAUUGGAUGACCACUGGUGGAAGACGAAGCUGGUUGGUGAGGAGCCAGGGCGCCGUUUGGUGGCUGCUCAGCUAGCCAGGGAGGCAAUGCUGAUGCAAGGGGGUUCAGGUAAUGUCUCACGGCUGGAGGGACGCAUUGGGGGACUGGAGGCGCCCACUCCUCUUGCAUCACGUUCCAAUUCUGGAGUCCCACUGGCUAUAAGGAAGGGAGCCAUCACAGCAGCUCUGCAUGAGGAAGGAACGGAUGUGGCUCAGGGCUCCAAUGCUGAUGUUUCCAAGCCUGAGGGGGAAGGAGGAGAUAUUCCUGAUGCAGCUGAUGGUGCAUCUCACGGCCUUGCUGAAAAGUGUGUGACUGACCCACCAGGGGUUGCUGCUGAUGGGGCAAGUGCAUGCAUGGACAUGCUGGAGCACACUGGUGGUGACCAUGGCAUUGGGUUGCAUGGAGCACAAGGGAACUAUUCAGUGGGCAAAGGAUCUGGAACAACGCUAAGUAAGGUUGAAGUCACGCUGCCCAGCACUGUUAAUCAGGCUGAUGUGGCGGUACUUCAGCAGCCAUGCCAGACUGCGAUUGCCAAUCAAGACAACUGUGUGAGCAAGACGGAGCACAAGACCCCAGUGAAGCUAGUCCCUCCUCCGGUGGACAAGAAGCUCCAGUCAGGCUUCGAUGGGCUCAUGCAGGCAGUUGAGUCGCUGGCCACCAUGAGUGUUUCCCGCUCUCCUGGAGCCAAGCCAUGGGCCUCAAGCAACCGAGGAACAGACAAGGGAGCCACCCGCCAGAGCGCGCAGCCCUCAAGCCCCGUGCUGACAUAUGAUGGAGGAAUAACCAGUCAGGGGAAGCGUCAAACUGAGCCGAGGCAAGCUGCGGCCCGGGUCACAAGACAAGCAGCUAUGUUCCCAGCCACUUCUUUUUCCAGCAACAAUCAAAGCUCUUCAAGUGGUCACAGGCUCCCUGCAGUAUCACCAGAGCACACUGAAGAGUUUGCUCACAAGGCAGGGGUGCUGAGCCUGCAGCAGCAGGCAGCGUGGCUGUGGAGCAGUGCACAGCACAUGGCUGCACGGGGCACAAGGGCCAGCUCUGCAUCAAGCGACGGGGACUCCCAGGCCAGGGGUAGCGGUGUGGAGCGUGACAGGCCACAUCCAUUCCCGCCGGUGCUACCGCCUUCCGCAACUCACGCCCGUUCCCCCCUUCCCUCUUCCCGUCUAGUAGUUUGCGCAUCUUCCCGUCGCGGAGGAUCCCGACCUGCGCCGCGCGGGUUUUCCGUGCGCGAGGCGAUGCGCGGAGGGGUGGACUCGGAGGGGCGGCAGUAUGCGUCGGCGGACGAAAUGUGGCGGCAGGAGACGGGGGAACGCGCAGUGAGCGCGGGGGAAGGGGGAGGCGGGGAGGGCGCAAUGGAGGGGGAACUGGGUGGGAAGAAGCGCGAAUGCCCCCACCAUUCCCCUAUUCGCCCCCCUUGCACCACUCUUCCUCCCGCCAACUCGUGCAUCCCAAGGGCGUGCACGUGGGUGCGGAAGGCGUGUUGGGGGGUUACGGUGUCUUUGGAGGCGUCCCGAAGCUCACCUCCUUUUUUAUCCCCCCUUUCCCUCUCCCCCCCACGCCACUCGUACAUGGGCGUGGAGGCGAGUGUGGAUGGCGUGUUGGGGGGAUACGGCGCGGUGAGCUCAACAGACGCGGCAGGCAGCGCGGCCUUCCUGCACGAGGUGUACGGCACUCAGCUCGAAGCUGCCCGCUCACAAGGCCGGCCGCUGGUCGCUCUGGACUGUGGGGCGGGCAUAGGGCGAGUGACCAAGGAAUUCCUACUGCACGUCUUCAACGAGGUGGAUCUAGUGGAGCCGGUACGGCACUUCAUAGAUGCCGCCCGGGACCACCUCUCCUCGCCGCCCUCCUCUGCCGCCUCGCCUGCUUCCGCCCACCGUGCAGUCAACUUCUUCUGCUGCCCGCUCCAGGAAUUCAACCCAGAUUUAGGGCGGUACGACGUGGUGUGGGUGCAGUGGUGCAUCGGCCACCUCACUGACGCCGACCUCAUCGCCUUCCUCCACCGCUGCCUCGCAGGGUUGCGGCCAGGAGGCAUCAUAGUGCUCAAGGAGAACACGUGCCAAAAAGGGUUUGUAUUGGACAAGGCGGAUAGCAGUGUGACGCGCAGCGAUGCAUACUUCAGAGACCUCUUCAAACAGGCCGACCUGCAGCUCCUCAAAUCCAAGGUGCAGCGGGGGUUCCCCUCGGAGCUGUUUGUGGUGAAGAUGUACGAGCUCACACCACAGCCCUCGUCUGACGUGGGAGUCGCCGGGCGCACACGGCAACGCAGCAAAAGGCCCAACCAACCUGCUGUCAUCUAUUGA